GUUCUUUAUAAAAAGGUCUGGAGGUCGAAGCUGAAGUCAGUUUAGUGUCUGAUCGUUAGAGGAGCUGCUGCUGUCACCAACAGGGACAAUAAGAUGCAGAUGUCCCACAGACCUGUGCAGUGGCUCGCUGUCAUGUUUCUUGUCAUCCUUACAACAGGCCAGUGUCAGCAGAACGAGAGAUCCUUCCUGUCUCCUCCUCUCAGCCGCCGAGCUGUGACCGAACACCAGCUGAUGCACGACCGUGGCCGAAACAUCCAGAGUCUCAAGAGGCUCAUCUGGCUGUCCAGCGCCAUCGAGGGUCUCCACACUGCCCAGACCCGCUCCACUGCUCUUGACCCCACAAAGGUCCUGAACCUGGCUCUGAAUCCGGCGCUGGUCCCUGCUGCAGAGAGCCCCCAGUCUGCCCGGGUCCAGAGCCUCCUGAGAGACUUCUUUAAUCCCUACCUGACUCAACUGUCAGACAGAGAGCCCUAACACCACACUGAGGCACAGAAAUGAGGCCACUGUACACAGACAGAAAAAUAAAUAUUAAUUGUGUCCAUUCUUUUAACAAUAAAACACUUAAAGCACAACAACAAAUCAUCUAUAGAAGCAAGACAUCCACUUUCCUGUGACCCUGAGCUGCCUGAAGGUAGUUUAUCUUUGAUUGCUUUGAUAAUAUUUUUUUCCUGUUAAACACAGCAAAACCAAAACAUGACUGAAAUGGUGUAUUUUUAGGUAUUUCUGGUGUAUUUUUAUGUGCAAAACGCUGUUGAUCUUUCACACAAAAACUAAAAUUUGAAUUGCUUGAAUUAAUUCUAUGUACUACUAAGACAAAUUCAAGCCUUUGCCGUUUCCAGUGUGUACUGUGUUUUUAAAUGCAGAAGGUAUUACUCUAGCUCCUUGUCAUCACACCACCAGACUACAAUGGUAUCGUACACACAGACUGCAUCUCUUUCUUUAAAGGUGCUAUAUGUGAGUUUUUGCUAUCGCUACAUAGCUAAUGUUAGCAUUUACUUACCAGUUUAGAAGAAAUGUGGUGAGUUCAGCAUCAUUAUUCCUUUACUUGCCAAGAGCUGUCUCUAGGGGUGAAAAGCAACAUUUGUGUUAACUCUUGCUUUUAUUUCUAUCUAUCUUUUCUGCUACUGAAGUUAGCAUGCUAACCAGCUCACCACUUUGUGAUAGUGAGUCACUGUAGCAUCCAGUCUGUCCUCAGCUCAACACGAGAGGAUGAAGUAGUGCUGCUUAGAGGACGUAUUUUAACCUCUUGUUUGGUAAUCACAACAAUGGCUGAAGCUCUUGUAAACAGCUGUUUAUGCUAAUGUUAGUCAUGUAGUGAUAGCAAAACUUACAUAUAGCACCUUUAAGCCUGUCUCCCAAUAAUUACAUCAAUAUACUUUUAAUGUGCAUCAUACCCAUAUGUCUCUAGAGAAAUGUAAUACCUCUGAAUUAAUUUUUGUAGCAUCAUAAGGAAACUUUUAAAUCAAUGAUUCUGCAGAGACAGAGGUUAGAGACAGACCAAUGUCAAUCCAUAACCAAUGUUUUUCUGUUGUCUAAAGCUAACGACACACGUGACUCGGGAUGUGGGUGGUACAGGAGCGCAGCAGUUCCUUCCUUAACUCGAACAAAACAAAACAAAAAAACCAUUGCCCUGAACAUAAAGUAAAAACCCCAUCAGCUCCUGUCAUAUAUGGAUAUCUGGGUGCUGUGCUGAGAUAAGAGUUGAAAAAAUCCAGACAUGUCCUUUACAGCUGCAGCUGCCACAGCUGGGGGGACUGAUGCAGUUGUGUGUAUGAGAUGAACGAAAGAAGGAAAAUAA
Molecule: messenger RNA, 1798 nt
Organism: Lates calcarifer (barramundi perch)
Lineage: Eukaryota; Metazoa; Chordata; Actinopteri; Centropomidae
Gene: pth4
Product: parathyroid hormone 4
Exons: 3
Coding region: 94-474 (126 amino acids)
Biological process (GO): osteoblast development; bone mineralization; regulation of chondrocyte differentiation
Cellular component (GO): extracellular region
Molecular function (GO): peptide hormone receptor binding; hormone activity
Source: RefSeq, a predicted model, not a curated record